Symbiodinium natans is the source of this 1056-nucleotide messenger RNA. NCBI's taxonomy places the organism in Eukaryota, Dinophyceae, Suessiales, Symbiodiniaceae. The record is from the annotation of a GenBank genome assembly.
AUGGCAAGCUGGACUUUGCAGCAGUUGAGCACAUUGCAAAGCAGCACUGUGUCGCACGACAAGAAGCUGGAAGCAUGCCAAGAAGUGUCCGACAAGCUGAACGAGAACAUCUUGAAGGGAGAAACACGAGCGACAGCACUUGCAAAAAUGAGUCUUGGCAGGCCGAAAACCAUCGGAAAAAUCAAGCAGCAAAGGCUGGCAUCGAAAGAGCAUUUGCAAGCUGUGCUACAUGUUACAAGUUUGCUCGGCUUGGAUUUGGAGCCGCCCGAACGACGCCUGGCACCUGCCGAACCUCGAGAGCAAGUGUCACGACACAUGUAUGGCUCGGAUGCAUUUCUCUUCGAUCAGAAAACGGGUGAGGGGUGGUGGCAAAUGCCGGACAGCGAAGUGAUCCGCCUGGUUCUCCAGGCCGAUCAAGGAGGCCCCCUGUACACUGCUUAUCAGUGGUGUGCAGCCCAAGGCUACGCUAUCUCCUUCAUCCGGGAUGAGUCGGAUGGUUGUGUUGACCAGCUGGCUCAUGAGAGCUCGCAAGAGCCCAUGGUCCACUUCUCGGGUGGGGGAAACAUGGAAGGCUGCCGGGAAACGAACGACAUCAUGCUGAGCGACGACCCGCAGCAGAAUUUCGAGAACGUUAUCUCGAUAUUGGACUCCUUGUGGUGCAGCUGGGGAUUCCUGGCUGGCUCGUAUGGUCGGAACUACACUGCCACCCUGCUGGUCCUCACUUGGUGUGGGAUCGAGGAAGGCCGAAACCCAUUUGCAGUAUGGGGGCACGCCAAAUCCACUGGUGAUUUCGACAAAGUGGUCGAUAUGUGUGUGAAGGCCAGGGUCCGGUCUUUGGACUUUCUUUUAAAAUCUUUUCCGACAAUGGUCACACAUCCUUUGAACAGGCUCUGUUGGACGAGCUGUCGCACAGUUUGUUCAACAGUGUCGCAAACCUUAUCCGGCCCUGGUGCAGCAUGGCUUUGUGGCUGGCUCCGAAGCUGCAAAGGAUUUCGCAUAGAUGACUGCAUCAGUGUUGAUUUCUGCCUCGCUUCUGUUUCUUGUGCUGCAAACUAA